Apodemus sylvaticus (European woodmouse) is the source of this 2734-nucleotide messenger RNA. RefSeq names its product WASP homolog associated with actin, golgi membranes and microtubules (gene Whamm). The transcript has 10 exons. NCBI's taxonomy places the organism in Eukaryota, Metazoa, Chordata, Mammalia, Rodentia, Muridae. The coding region runs from base 64 to 2415 and encodes 783 amino acids. Gene Ontology annotation, cellular component: cytoplasm; endoplasmic reticulum-Golgi intermediate compartment membrane. The record is from RefSeq and is a predicted model, not a curated record. Gene Ontology annotation, biological process: endoplasmic reticulum to Golgi vesicle-mediated transport; Arp2/3 complex-mediated actin nucleation. Gene Ontology annotation, molecular function: Arp2/3 complex binding; actin binding.
ACUGACGGUAGCGGCUCCCGGAAAAUGUCGUGGCCUGGCGCAGUCUAAGGGUGUUCGGCUGCCAUGGACAGCGAGCAGCCGGACAGCCUGGAGGGCUGGGUGCCGCUGCGCGAGGACCUGUUCCUGGCGCCCGAGCGCCAUCAGCUGCGUUUCCUGGUGGCCUGGAACGCCGCGGAGGGCCAGUUCGCCGUCACCUGUCACGAUCGCACGGCGCAGCGACGGCGGCGCGAGCGGCAGGAAGCCGGCGACAAGGGGUGCAGCUGGGCCGGGGUGCUGUCGCCCGCCGGGUUCCGCGGCGCGCACCGGCAGCUGGCUGCGCUGUGGCCGGCCCUGGAGCCCUGCUUCCCGCCCCUGCCGCCCGAGCUGGACGCGGCGAGCGGCGCGGGCUGGGGCCUGGGGCGCGGGCUGUGGGCGCUCCUGUGGCCGGCGCCUGCGGACCCUGGCGACGCGGUGAUGCAAGAGCUGUGCCGAGAGCUGGAGCGCUACCUGGGCCUGGCGGCCGACGGCUGCGGCGGCGCCACCGUGCGCGACGUGCUCUUCCCGGCCCCGGGUGACUUGGCAGACUGCGAGGGCCUGAGCGAGUUCCGCGAGAGGACGCUGCGUGCGCGUCUGGGUCGAACCGCCACCCGGCUACACCAGCUUCUUCAAGAUCACGGAAAAGCCAACACCAUGGUAGCAUUAAUGAAAGUUUAUCAAAUGGAAGAUGAAGUCUAUCAAGAAUUAGUUACCACAGCAACCACGUUCUUCCAGUAUUUACUGCAGCCAUUUAGAGACAUGCGAGAAGUUGCGACUUCAUGUAAGCUUGAUAUUUUGAAGUCCCUGGAUGAGGAUGAGCUGGGUCCUAAGAGGGUGGCUGCUCUGCAGAAGGAAGCCAGUGACUGGACCAGACGGGCUGAAGAAGCAGUGGUCUCUAUCCAAGACAUCACUGUGAAUUAUUUUAAGGAAACAGUAACAGCAUUAACAGGAAUGCAGAAACAAAUGGAGCAGGAUCGAAAGAGAUUUGGCCAGGCUGCCUGGGCCACAGCCAUGCCCAGGCUAGAGAGUCUGAAGCUCAAGUUGGCUCGGGAGACUCUGCAGCUUAUGAGAGCCAAAGAGCUGUGUCUAAAACACAGGCAAGCUGAGAUGCAGAGAAAGGUGGACGAUCUUCCAGACCAAGGAAAGCAUUUAGAUGUUGUGGACGAGCUAGAAAUACAGUAUUACGAGAUCCAGUUGGAGUUAUAUGAUGUUAAGCUUGAGAUACUGAGAAAUGAGGAGAUGAUCCUUGUCACACGGCUGGACUCUGCUAAGAGACUUAUGACAGAGAAACAGGCUGAAGUGGUCUACUACGACCCGUGUGAAAGCCCUGAGGAGCUGAAGAGCCUGGCUCCUGACCUGGAGCUGCACCUGGGUGAAGACAGAGAGCUGAGGGCGCUCAGCCAGCAGUGCCAGCAGCUGGAGGCCCAGCGGGGCCGCAUCUGCUCCAGGAGAGCCCUCCUCAGGAACAGAAAGGAUCACUGCCGAGAAAACCAUCAGCUCAGGCUGCAACAGGCCAAACAAAGUGUGAGACAUUUUCACCAGCACCACAGUAUUCAAAUGAAAAGAGACAAAGUAAAAGAAGAGGAACAAAAGAAAAAAGAAUGGAUAGACCACGAACGCCAGAAAACACUUGAGCGGCUAAGAGCAUAUAGGGAGAGGUGCCCAGCUCGUCAGUGUGCACUGCAAACGACUUGCUCAGAGGCCGUGGUGUCAGGCCUGUCCGGUGGACCCUCUCAGAAGAGGUUCUCAACAGCUCAUCACAAGACAGCUCAUCCUGCCUCCAGCAAAACCAGAAGUGCUGCUCCCUUACCUGAAGCCAAUAUGAAAACCCCUGAGCAUCAAGACCCCUGUGGCAGUGUCCCUGUCCAGGCUUUUGUUCCUGUCAGUGACCAGGCACUCUUCCGAUCCAGUGAAGAUCUGUCACUACCACCACAGCCACCUUCACCUCCACCCCCUCCCCCUCCCCCUCCUCCACCCCCUCUUCCUCUCCCUGCUGUGUCCUCUUUUCAAGGUACCACUCCUCAGAAUUUAGGGCUCAGGACUUUGGCAGCAGAGGAGCAGUCACACCCCUUAUCGCGUGAUUGCCAGGAGGGUUCCCAGCGCCCAGGCUCUAUGGAUGAAGUGCUGGCCUCUCUCCAGCAGGGCAGGGCCUCUCUCCGGAAAGUGGAAACGCCCACCUUGGCCCAUCCCCGCACCUCAAUCAAUGAACAAGUCCUGGCUGCCAUCAGACAGGGGGUGCCGCUGAAGAAAGUCCGCACAGGCCCAGGCGCGGAGCCCAGCAAGAAGGGCGCCAGCGACCUGGAGAGGAGCAUCAGAGAAGCCCUGAAGAGAAUCAAGACGGUGUCUGAGGACUCAGAGGAGGACAGUGACGAGCAGAGCCCUGUCGAGUGGGACCACUAGGCUGGCUCCCCAGCUGACAGACGCAGGCAGGCCCGGGACCCCAGGUCGGCGAGGCUUCCCUGAGAAGCUGGACACUGGGAGGACAGUGGAGGUGCCUGACUGCUACGAUGCCCGCUGCUGGCAGGCCGGGCAUGGUGACAGUACGGAGUUGGGGGAUUGCAUGCGUCCUUGUGUAGCAACACUGGUUCCUCAGACUUCAAGGCUUGAAUGUGAACACGAUUUUAGCAAUAAUCGGAAUAUCCCAGAAUUACCUUAAAUAUUUAAAUUUUAUUUUGUGUAUUGGACACAGAAACACAUAAUAAACAAUAUUUAUAGUGCA